GCUGGCACUGUUGUGUGCGGAUAGGCUCUGUCAGCCAAAAUGUUACUUGGAUUGCCUUGUCAUAGCUGUGAGUUGAUGAUGUCAUUGCAUGUAUUACCAUUACCAUUUUGUUUUGUUUUUGAGUGCAAGUAUGUCUACUGCAAUGCAACUGCAAGCUCUAAAAGCAGCAAAUAUAGGUAAAUAAAACAGAUUCAUUACAUACCUACCUAUAUAAAAUAAUAAAGUGCACUAAUUAUUAUAAACAAAAUGGAUUCGUCGUAUAGUAAUCCUUUAAGACAAAAAAUUAAUAAGAUAUUUGAUAGCCAUAUUUUAUCAGAUAAUAGUGAAGCUCUCAACACAGUUUCUACAUUAUGUUCCUCAAAUUCUGCUUAUACCAGAAGAGUACUUGUAAACGAAAUAGAGAAAAGAGACAUGUUAGUUAAUAAAACUAUUCUGCUUGAAUAUAAUAAGGUCAACGACAAAUUACGUAUACUAAUAAAUUCUUUAUCUUCGCUUGAGACUGCUGUCAAAGAUAUGUCUAAUAGAUUGCAUGAGUCCAAAACGAAAACACAUCAUUUGAUUUCGCAGACUACAAAACUAAAAGAUGAAAGAAAGAAAACUGAAAAAAAAUUGAUUUGGGUUGAUGCAUUUGUUAAAACCUUCCAAAUUUCUGCAGAGCAAAAUGAAUACCUUUACAAUGUAUCAAUAAAAACUCCACUCACAGUAGAUUUUUUCGAUACUCUGUCUCAAAUUGAAAAACUGUAUGAUAAUUGCAAAAUUCUGGUUAAAUGCUGGUAUGAAACUUCUGCUUUUGAUAUAAUGGAAAUUAUUGGUAUGCAACAAGAAGUAGCUAUUGAAAAAUUGUACCAUUGGACAAUUGGAGCUUGUGUAAGUAUUGAUUCUCCAAAUAAUGCCUUGGUGCCGAAAGCGUUGGCUAAGUUUCAAAAUAGGCAAGUGCUGUUUUCAAAUAUUGUUGAUGAAUAUUGUUCAGCUCGAAAAGCUACUACAGUUCAGGCAUUCAUUGAUGCACUGACAAAAGGAACUGAAGGUUCCAAGCCAAUAGAAUUCUAUGCAAAUGAUGCUAAGCGUUACAUUGGAGAUAUUUUAACAUGGGUCUACCAAAUAAUCCCUAUAGAAAAAGAAAAUCUAAAUACAUUAUUCAAAUUUUGUGAGAUGUCAGAUAAAGGGCAACAAAUAACAGAUGCCCUCACCUGCAUUAUGGAGGCUAUAUGCCCUUUGUUGAAAGUAAGGGCUGAGCUCAUUUUAAAACCUGACAAAGACCCAUUGGUUUUGUGGUCCAUUACAAAUUUAAUCACAUAUUACAAAGAUGUCAUAAAGUGUGUGAUGCCUACAGGUCAUUUGAUUGAUACUUUUGACGAGCUUCUCAAAAAAAGUGAAGACAUAUUUCUGAUCACCUUGGAUGGCAAGAUUCAAAGAGAACUCAGUCAUGGUGUAAAAGCUCCUCCUGUAGAUCUUAACCCUUCAAUUGUAGUGGCAGACCUUGUCACUUUCUUGCGGGACUUACUGGCUGUGAUGAAUAUUACCAACAACAUCAAUAAUGAUGACAGAAAAAUUAUCACAAUUCAUAUAUUAGAUCCAUUGCUUCAUGCAAUCAAUGAAACUGCAUGUCAUUUGAGCUCAACAGAUAUGUCAGUGUAUAUGUUGAACUGUAUUUAUCACAUUCAGUGCACAUUGUCUCUUUAUACAGUUAUGGAUGAUUACAAUGAAAGGCUACAAGCACAAUCAGAAGCACAGAUAGAUACUUUAACAUCAGAACAGGCCAGUUACUUAGUGGCCAAUUUGAAUUUGGGACCAAUAUAUACAAUAUUACAAGAAAAGACAAGUGGACCACUCUCAACGUUACCUGGUAUGGAUAUGUCUACAUUAAAACAAUUCCUUAAUAAAUUUGAUAUGUUCUUAGUGUCACCGGAGGUUUAUAUGCUGCCUCAACUAAAUUUGCUUUUGAGCCAUACACAUAAGUCUUAUGUUAAAAAGCGUGCUUUUGAAGUAAUUAUCGCCAUCUAUGACCAGUUGUAUGUUGCAGUCCAUGAUCCUAAUAAUGGUUAUAGUGAUCCUAAUUUAGUUAUGCGUAGAACACCUGAAGAAGUAAAUAAUUUACUAAAAUAAAACCUGUGACAUUCUCUGUUACUUUUUAUAAUAUAGUUAACUAUGUAUUUAUUAAACUAGUAAAAUAGAAA
Messenger RNA from Plodia interpunctella (Indianmeal moth), 2177 nucleotides. It is a transcript of the gene Cog6, whose product is annotated as Component of oligomeric golgi complex 6. The record is from RefSeq and is a predicted model, not a curated record. The transcript has a single exon. Lineage: Eukaryota; Metazoa; Arthropoda; Insecta; Lepidoptera; Pyralidae. The coding region runs from base 247 to 2106 and encodes 619 amino acids. Gene Ontology annotation, cellular component: COG complex. Gene Ontology annotation, biological process: intra-Golgi vesicle-mediated transport.